UAAUUGUUAAUUAAUUUUCAGAAGUUAGUUAUCUGUUUCUCUUACCAUCACCGAUGUUAAGUAGGUGACAAGAUGAGUAAAAAAUGCGCCAAGUGUGAUAAGACGGUUUAUCCAGUGGAGGAAUUGAAAUGUUUGGAGAAGGUUUGGCACAAGACGUGCUUCAAGUGUCAGGUCUGCAACAUGACCUUGAACAUGAAGAACUAUAAAGGGUUUGACAAGCUACCAUACUGUGGGGCACAUGUACCCAAGGCGAAGGCCACAGUUGUGGCGGAUACGCCAGAAAAUAAACGCCUGGCGGAGAACAGCAAAGUUCAGUCAAAUGUCAAGUAUCAUGCAGAGUUUGAGGCAACAAAAGGAAAGUUUACACAGAUCGCUGAUGACCCUGAGACCUUGAGAAUCAAAGCAAACUCCGACGUCAUCAGCAACAUCACUUACCACGACGUCAAGGGGCACAGGGAGGAUAUGGAGAAGAAACGAAGUCUCCAGGGAGGGGGGGAGAACACAAAAACCUAUCAGUCUGAGUUUGUUGCACCAGAGCCUGUAAAAAAUAUGAAUCACGGUGUGAUCUCUGAGGAUCAUGGACGUAUUUCGAUCGAUCAGGUUCUACCCCAUCAAGAACAAGUUCGACUGCCACAAGAUCAUGGAAGACCGUCGCAGGAUUACGGUAGGGUGUUACAAGAUCAUGGAAGACCGUCGCAGGAUCACGGUAGGGUGUCACAAGAUCAUGGAAGGAUGUCUCAGGAUCAUGGGAGGAUGUCCCAAGAUCACGGCAGAGUGUCGCAAGAUUAUGGAUAUAACUCUGUCCCGCCACCAGCUCGGUCUGCCGCCGGCGGUUUCACAACUACCAACCAGCCCGCCAGUAGAUCUACCCCUGCUAGCAACAGAAAUCAACCGCCACCCUACGCCAACCCACCUCAACAGCAACAUCAACACCAGAUGCAACAACAACAACAACUUAUUCAGCAGCAGCAUAUUCAGCAACAACAGUUACGGCAACAACAGAUGCAACGGCAUCAACUUCAACAGCAACAACUUCAACAACAGCAAAUUCAACAACAGCAGUUACAGCAACAGCAAAUGAGGCAAAUGGCUUAUCAGAAUCCCGCGCAGCCGACCGGAGCAGGAUAUAAUUCUAAACCUUCAUCUUCAUCCCAACAUCCUUCUAGUCACCAAUAUAAUGAUCAAAGAAGAAUCUCUUCAAACACUCAACAGCAACCGCAACAGCAUUCACAUACAGGAGGAGUAGGAGGUCGAGGAGGAGGCCCCCAGCAGCAGCCUCCAUCCUCUAGGCAGGGGAAUAGAUGCUAUCAGGCGAUGUACGACUACGAGGCCCAGGAUAAUGACGAGGUGUCCUUCAAGGACGGGGACAUCAUCGUUAACGCUGUAUUUAUUGACGAAGGUUGGAUGACUGGAACGGUUCAUAGGACCAACCAGUCUGGUAUGCUGCCGGCUAACUACGUUGAGCCGGUCAACCUUUAAAUAUCCGUAAACCAGAAAGCCGCCAAUGAUUGGAAAUCACCGUUCACCUCAGCUAUGGAGUAGGUUUUAAAAACAGAGACACCUGAGUUUUUUUCAGAUUCUGAAAGUAGACUAAGUCUAGACCUAGCAUGUAGAUUUUUAGAAAUCCCUGUCGAGUCCUUUUUGAGAAAAUAUCAUUCAAACUUUGUUGUAAUCUGUAACAAACCUGAGAUGUCUCUGUUAGUUGAAUGCUGAAAUCCACAAUGUGCCGGAAAAUCCGCUAACUUUUUAGAUCCAUAAAUGCGCGAAACUCUAGAAAAUCUCUUAAAAUGCAUUUCUUGUAAAAAUGUAAUUAUUCUUAUACCUAUUCAGGUUGUCCGAAGAAAGAAGCCUAUAUCUUUUUAUAGCAAAAUAGCUACUAGUUUUACAUUAUACAUAAAGUAAAAAUUGUCUCUUGCCAAAUUUAAAUUAUUUAAUGUAUUUACAGAAUGCCCUUUAAUU
This is a messenger RNA of Eurytemora carolleeae, 1959 nucleotides long. Its product is annotated as LIM and SH3 domain protein F42H10.3. The transcript is spliced from 8 exons. Lineage: Eukaryota; Metazoa; Arthropoda; Copepoda; Calanoida; Temoridae. Gene Ontology annotation, cellular component: focal adhesion. Gene Ontology annotation, molecular function: actin filament binding. The coding region runs from base 73 to 1479 and encodes 468 amino acids. The record is from RefSeq and is a predicted model, not a curated record.